Messenger RNA from Pogoniulus pusillus (Red-fronted tinkerbird), 2256 nucleotides. RefSeq names its product bone morphogenetic protein 7-like. Lineage: Eukaryota; Metazoa; Chordata; Aves; Piciformes; Lybiidae. The transcript has 5 exons. Gene Ontology annotation, cellular component: extracellular region. The coding region runs from base 158 to 1354 and encodes 398 amino acids. Gene Ontology annotation, molecular function: cytokine activity; growth factor activity. The record is from RefSeq and is a predicted model, not a curated record.
CCCUGUCAGGGUACGUAGUCAUGCACUCGCUUCGCCACCGUCAGCGUCGGCGGGCCGGGGCCCGCGGAAGGGCCGCUGCCCCCUCGCCCUGCCAGUGUCAGAGCCGCGGAGCGGCGCGGGGCACUCAGGUGGUCUAACUAAGCCAGCCUCGCCGCCCAUGGAAGCCCGCCGGUUCUGGCUGUGGCUCUGGCUGGGUCUGGCCAGGCUGCUGAGCCUUCCGGUGGUGAGCGGCCUGCCCCUACUCCCCGGCCCUCGGGACGAGGUCCUGGCGGCGGCCUUGCAGCGGCUGCGGGAGGUCUUCGACGUCGAGGAGCUGCCGCCCGACUUCCUGCCCCACAAGAAGCCGCCUCAGUUCAUGGUCGACCUCUUCAACAAGGUGGCCUACGCCAACGGCAUCACCCGCGCCCCGGGGCUGCUGGAGGGAGACGUAGUGCGCAGCUUCGAGGACCGAGAUGCCUCUUUUCCAGUUCACGUGGACCAGUACCACUUCUACUUCGAUAUCAGUGCGAUGGAGAAGGGCGAACAGAUGCUGAAAGCUGAGUUCAGGGUCUUCAAGCUGAAGAAGGCACAUGUGUCUAGCGGGUCUGAUGUGAAACACUUUUGCAAAGUGGAAGUGUACGAGAUCUUGGAGAGUGGAAGUACGCCACAAAAGCAGCACCUCGUUGCAUCAAGAUUAUUGUCCUUGUACACAGAAGGCUGGGAAGUAUUCAAUGUCACACAGACAGUUUCCAAGUGGGUCAGAAACAACAGCUCAAAUCAUGGCUUUUUGAUAACUACAACACACGUAUUCAACAACAGAGUUGAGCACAACCUGAUAAAGUUUGCUAAGAGCCAGGGUCCUUUGCAGGAGAGCAGAAAUGCUCUCCUUGUCCUCUUCACCAACAGUAACAAACGGAGGUCUUCCAGUUUUGUACUCUCUUCCACAAAGAUGAACCCUGCAAAAAAUGGUGCUGAAACUCAGAUCAUAGGAAGCAGCAAUGCAAGCAUGAGCAGGAGACCUCGAGCUGCUGCAGUCCCUUUUGCCAAAAGCCAGGUAACAGCAUGCCAUCGAAGGGAGCUCUAUGUUGAUUUCCGUGCUAUUGGCUGGUCAGGAUGGAUUAUUCACCCCAGUGGAUACAAUGCAUUUUAUUGCAGAGGAUCCUGCCUUUUCCCUUUGGGAGAAAACCUAAAUGCAACAAACCAUGCUACAGUUCAAUCUAUAGUCCAUACACUUAAACUGUCCCAAGAUGUCAGCACUCCCUGCUGUGUGCCAGAUGAAUUGAAGUCCCUCAAUCUUCUCUACUUUGAUGACAAAGAGAACGUGGUACUUAAAAAUUAUAAAGACAUGGUGGCAACAAGAUGUGGUUGCCAUUAGCAAGACCUGGUUUUCAUCUGUGUUUGACACGUGCUUGGAUUCAGUUCUCCAUUCGCCACUGAAGAUACAAAGGAAGAUGUCCUUUUAGUUUAUCAGGCAGGAGAGCCAGAAAAUCAGCUCUGCAUUGUAUCCUUCUGUCCUCACCAUGGCUAUGUUGAAAGGUGUUCAAGGCUGGCUUUCUAAGAAUUAUGAACUUCUGGAGAGUACGCUGCCUGCAUGGAGAGCUGCUUGACUACCUUUACAGCAGAGGAAAUCAUUAAAAACAGGAGCGUUGAGUGUUCACAUUAAGGCAUAAUUCUGUAUAUCGAGGCUCAGAAGUUCAGUAUUUAACAUUCAUGGUAAUCCUGCCUCAAUCCAGGAUGUGAUGCAGGUCUCUUAGCAACACAACCUUACUUAAUUUUGACUGCAUAAUCCAAUGAGGACAUACACUCCUACCUUUCAGGAGAAGAGUUUGCCUAGAGCUAAUCUCAGAGGCGUCUACCAGCUACAGCUCAUAUAUUACUUGGGAGUAUUCUUUCCCUGUAUUUUUAUGUAGCCCUGCCAAAUGCAGGGACAGCCUUUAGGUCUCCUUAGGACUUGCUAACCAAUCCAGGUGAACACAUAGGUCAGUAUUUGGGAAUCAACACAUUUUAUUUCCAACUCAGGGCCUCAGCUCUAUGUGGUGAAGGGUCAGCUGCUCACUCUGGUUACAAAAUCAGUCUCUUUCACCGUGGUCUGCUGUGGCUGUUAGGCUGUGUGGCAGCAGAUGCUGUCUGUGUAUCUAUACAAUAGCUGUACAAUGAGAUUCUAAACUUUGGUCAAAAUCCCCAUAGUUUAGCAAGAAGAAAGAAGACCAUUAAGCUUUGGAGGUCCAUCAGAAGAUGCUGGAUGCUGGCCUGGUCUUGUGUCUGAUGCAGAUUUCA